Daphnia pulex (common water flea) is the source of this 1869-nucleotide messenger RNA. Its product is annotated as glutamate receptor 2.8-like. The transcript has 9 exons. Gene Ontology annotation, molecular function: glutamate-gated receptor activity. The record is from RefSeq and is a predicted model, not a curated record. Gene Ontology annotation, cellular component: membrane. NCBI's taxonomy places the organism in Eukaryota, Metazoa, Arthropoda, Branchiopoda, Diplostraca, Daphniidae. Bases 271 to 1638 code for a protein of 455 amino acids.
AUAGCGGAAAUCUUAGAGACAUUUUAAUAUAGGCAUACUCCGAACAUUUCCACCAUUGUCUUCUGGGACACGUUCACUACAGGUUCUGCUCAAAUAGAUCACUCGGUAACGACUUUUCGUUUGGGCAAUCACUUUGGAAAGUGGCGUCUAGUCAUGUCAGCUUGAAUGAUUGGAGACCAACCCAACAGAGAUUUGAGCAAAACGAAUAUUUCUUUUUUUCUUUUCAAAAACUGAAAACGUUUCCUAUCAAAUUCAACCUACUGGCUCACUAUGUCUUAUUUAGUUUUACCUUUCUUUUUAUUGUUCAUUUGGUUCACCAUUUCUAUUCGCGACUCCUACUCGACGCCAAAUCCGCUGAAUGGCCAACACCUCCGCGUCAUCUGGACACGUUGGAGUGGAAAUCCAAAAGGUCUACUCGGACCGCUCAAAGGAGGGGUAAUCCUCGAAUUCUUAGCGACCCGUUUAAAUUUCACGUACGAAAUGGUUAGAGUGACGGGAUACAGAGCGGAGCCAUCAGAAAAUGGACCAGGACUGUUUAACUACUUAUGGGAUCAACAAUGCGAAUUGCUGGUCAACGAUCUGAUUCCGACAUUCCAGCGCAAUAAAGUGGUCGAUUUCACACUACCUUGGGCUUACGAUCACAUCAAAUUCCUCAUUCCCGUCACUGAUGAUUCGGCCAACAUCAACGCCGUCGUCAAACCAUUUCAAUGGCCGAUUUGGCUGGGAGUAGGAAUAUCAAUCGUUUGCGUCAUCGCAGUUUUAGAUUUAAUCCAGCGCUACUUGGAAUCUGCUUCCGGGACAGGAUUUGAACCUAACAAUAAACCACAGACUGGAGGGUUGACGAACGAUGGGCAACUUCGUGGAACGAAAACAAAAACCGAAAAACCAUAUCUCUACGUUGUUGGCAAUUUAGUAUCACAAGGCGGUGCCUGUCCAUCGAAACGACUACCUUAUCGACUAGUCGCUGGCGUUUGGUGCCUGGCCGCUUUCAUCUUCGUCCAGGCCUACACGUCCACUCUCUUCACUUACGUCGUGACGCCAAUCAAUCACCCACUAAUCAAUUCCGUCUACGACAUAAUUAACAAUAACGACAUCAAUUUACUUGUCAAAGAAGAGGGAAUUGAAAAUAUUUUACGAUCGGCCAUUAAUGAGACGGGACUAUACAGGGCAUUACGAGCUAAACUUGAUUCCUUUCCAAAUUCUCGAUGCAAGGUGGUAUCGGACUGCAUCAGUUUGAUGACACCGAAAUCAAGAAAUGUUUAUGUCGAUGCAAUUAUUUACCUAAAGGAUGCAAUCAGAAGUGAUUAUCGAAAAACUGGGAAAUGCAACUUUGAAUUAGCAAAAGAAGAAUUCAUCGGAAUCAUGACAUCCUUUACUCUCCCGAAAAACAGUCCCUACACUCAAACUAUAAGCCGAGGAAUAUUGGAUCUGCACCAGAUUGGAUUGGUCGACUAUUGGGACACAUGGUUCCGCCCAAUGCCUCCGCAAUGUGACGGAAAACCCAAAAAUAGUGAAAAAGGAAAUAAACUUGCGCCGCUUUCCCUGAACAAUUUGACCGGCGCAUUUAUAGUUUUAUUGGUUGGAUUGAGCCUUUCCCUUCUAACCUUUCUCUGCGAAAACAUUCAUUUCCGUAAAUGAGCGUCGCACCGCACCCGCACAAGUAACGCAAGAACCCGCGCCCAUAAUCAAACGUUUUCAGAUGCAUUAAACAAUAGCCACUAACUAAUUAUCUGAACAACUUAGAUAUUUCCUUUAUUACUGCGGCCGUUACUUUUAACUAGAACUCGCACAUCCGCAUUCCGCCUCUUAUAUGUAGAAGCAAUGUGAUGACGGACCUUAAACAAAUACAAAAUAUUACUCAAGUGUAAA